Messenger RNA from Rhinolophus ferrumequinum (greater horseshoe bat), 2876 nucleotides. RefSeq names its product ubiquitin protein ligase E3D (gene UBE3D). Gene Ontology annotation, cellular component: cytosol; ubiquitin ligase complex; nucleus. NCBI's taxonomy places the organism in Eukaryota, Metazoa, Chordata, Mammalia, Chiroptera, Rhinolophidae. Gene Ontology annotation, molecular function: ubiquitin conjugating enzyme binding; cyclin binding; ubiquitin protein ligase activity. The transcript has 11 exons. Gene Ontology annotation, biological process: protein polyubiquitination; protein autoubiquitination; protein monoubiquitination. Bases 1 to 1398 code for a protein of 465 amino acids. The record is from RefSeq and is a predicted model, not a curated record.
AUGGUAUCAAAAUUGAGAAGUAAUACCAAUCCAGUCCUUGCGGAGGCGCGCUCUCCGCCCGGCAGGUGGCGCUGUGGGCUGGCUGGCCGUUUCAGCCGAGCGAUUGGGUCCCGGAAUCCUGCGCCUCCGCCACCGCCACCACCUCUGCUGCUGUUUCUACGUGGGGCGCAUGUGCAGGCACUCCUGGCCCCGGUGGGCCGCUUCGCCUUAACCUCCGGCUGGGCGCCCGCCAUGGCGGCAGUGGCAGAGACACGGGUGUUCCUGGAGGUGCGGAGACGGCUGCAGAGCGCGCUGCUGAUCCUGGGAGAGCCAAAAGAAGCAGGUUUGCUUAUGGAUAUUUCUAUAACGCCAUCCUCACUCCAGAUGAAAACCUCUGAAGGCUGCACAGAGAUCUGGCUUCCAGCAGAGGUCAGGCUUGUACCUUCCUCUUGCCGUGGACUGCAGUAUGUGCCUGGAGAUGGACUGCACCUGCGGCUACAGGCACAAGCAGAAUUCGGCACAAAACCGAUUUCAAUGUUUAAUCCAAGCUCACAAGCUCAAGGCUGUUGCACAUUUUAUUGCCAAUCCUGUGGUGAAGUCAUAAUAAAGGACAGGAAGCUUCUCAGGGUGCUCCCAUUGCCAAGUGAGAACUGGGGAGCUCUAGUUGGAGAAUGGUGUUGUCAUCCGGACCCCUUUGCUAAUAAGCCACUUCAUCCGCAAGUGAAUGACUGUUUUAUUGGAGACUCUUUCUUCUUGGUGAAUUUAAGAAGUGAUUUGUGGCAGCCAAGACCUGAACUAGCCCCAGCGAAGAUGCCCUGUCUUUCUUCUGACACCCAUUUUAAGUUGAAACCAAAGGCAAAUACCAAAGUAAUUUGUAAGCGUUGCAAGGUAAUGUUGGGAGAGACCAUGUCAUCAGAAACCAUUAAGUUUUAUAUGACAGAGGUAAUGAUUCAGCCAUCUGAGAGAAAUUUUCCCGUCAUACCAAGGUCUCAGUUUGUACAGAGCGUUAUCGCCCAGUGUCUGGUGGAACUCUCCUCUGCUAGAAGCACUUUUAGAUUCAGUAUUCAAGGUCACGAUGGCAAAGCAUAUGUCUUGCUAUGGCUUUUAAACUCAGACAGUUUGGUGAUUGAAUCUUUGGGAAGUUCCAAAAGUAUGACAAAGUUUCCCCUAUUGGAAGACACAUUGAAGGCGGAUUCCAGUUCUGCUUGGAAUGCUGUCAAGGUCCUCUACCAGCCAUGCAUCACAAGCAGGAAUGAAAAGCUUGUCAGCUCAUGGGACAAUGACAUCAGCGUCCACUCUCUAACCUUGCCCUCUGCAACAUGCUUGGAGCUGCUUUUGAUACUGUCAAGGAAUAAUGCCACGCUACCUCUGACUCUUCGCUGUAUGAAUUCUUUUCAGGUGGCCUUUUUGAAGAUGUAACUGUGGGAACCGAAGCAUUCCUGUCCACAGCAUGGAGCUCACUGGAGGUUGGCAGUUGGCAACAGUGGGCAGUGAUUAUAGAGACUAGAACCAGAGCUACAGAAUGACAGCCCUGCAUUGAAGUUUUGAGUUACUUGUUUGCACGUAUUCUCUAAGAGAAGAGUUAACUUCUGUGAAGGGUGUGAAGACAGUCACAGUAGUAAGUUCAGGUAGGUAUAGACGUUGUGUCUCUCUUUCCCACAGAGAGGAAUAUUCACAUAGGAUGGGCUGUGUCAACACCACCCGGAAGGAUGUUAGCUAGUGGAGACCCAUCUGUCCUGUGUGGAAUGCACUGAGGGAUUUCCCCUGAUGGAAGUGAAUGGUAACUGCUAUUAAUCCUAGGAAAUAAACUUUCAAAGGACUUCUCAAGUUCAUUUAAAACAAAUUUUAAAACGUAAAAUAGAGAAUUUUGUAUACCUUAUUCAGAGGAGAGGCUCAGUAAAUAAAUGUUUGUCGAACAAGUGAUUUAUCCAAUUAAAGGUUUCCCCAUGUAUGCAAACCUGCAUGUAUUCUUUUUGUUCUUUAUUUUCUUUACCAAAUACUAUGGUACAUCAAUCAAUAUGCCUCGCUGGAGUCCUGUUACAGAGUUGUCAUAAUCCUUGUAUGCCAAGACAGGUGGUGAGGAAACCAUGGAAUGAGAAUGAUAAAGCUAGAGGGACUCCUGCCGAGCACAGGCCAGCUCCAGAUUUUACAGAAAGGUUUGAGACUUGCCUGUAAUCACAGUAGAAGCAAAGCUGGGAUUGGAGCCAGGCAGAGGCAGAUCCUCCUUUCCCACUCCGCAUUCAGCAGGAUGGCCUUUGGAUUUGCAAGGAUACUUGCUGAUUAUCAAGCCUGUUGGUGUUAAUCCUAGCCUAGAGGCCACCAGUACCUCCUUAUUCAAAAAACCCUGAGUUUUCUGUCCUCUAAGUUCCUAAUUUAGUACAGGUAUCAGUGGCAUCAUGAUUUGGUGAAUCUUUCGUAACUUUUUCGUUGUAGUUUAACCAAAACGGGUGCCCUAUCAACAAGGCAGUGGUGUAGCACUCCUAAUUCUGUAGCUGGUGGACUGACGUAGGAAUACAAUCCAUCUGUUUAAUCCUGCAGAGUCAUUUUAUUAAGCACAGUUUGAAACAGUCAAGUUCUUAGUAAUAUGUCCAAGAUGCACAGCCAUAAAGGAGAAUUAGUUUGGCUUCACUUAAACUACUAACCUCUCAAAACACCAUGCUGACUUUUCAUGCUUUAGAUUUCUAUCUGUCGGUGUAGACCAGGGUUUUUCAACCUUGGCUCUAUUUACAUUUUGGGCCAGAUUAUUCUAUGUUGUGGGAGACUCUCCUAUGCUGUUGGGAAAAAAAAAUUCUUUUAUCCUACACCCUCGUAUGUUCAAUGGCUGAGGCUUGCAAAUCAAACUCAUAAAGCACACUAACAACAACAACAAAAGUUUAAUUAUAUAUCCACACAGGAGU